Molecule: messenger RNA, 122 nt
Organism: Dentiscutata erythropus
Lineage: Eukaryota; Fungi; Glomeromycota; Glomeromycetes; Diversisporales; Gigasporaceae
Source: the annotation of a GenBank genome assembly
UUAUAACACUCGAAAAUGUAUCUCAACAACAAUCGUGUAUCUCAACAAUAACCAUGCAUCUCAAUAAUAACUAUAUUUCAAUAAUGACUGUGCUUCUCAAUAAUGAUCGUACUCCUCAAUAA